AGUUAAUCUUUCGAUUAUUUUUUAAUAUUUCGUUUAAAAAUUUUUAAUGCCUUUGGUUAAAACAAUCGACACUUUUCUUAACCUUUCUUACUCGCUUCUUCAAGCUUCGCCGGUGACAACUCGGAUUUCAACAAAAUAUCAUGUUGACCAAGAGUCUAGAGGGUUUUUAACAGUAAAAACAUAUGACCCAGUUUCUGGAAUUUGUAUUCGAUUUAGAACGAACCAAGCAGUUGAUGUUAGUCGUCUUUUUUUAGGUAAAUCUAGGCUGGGACAUGUUAUGGCAAAUAUAAAUGUAUCAUUGGAGCAGAUUUUGGAGCAAAUGGCAAAUUUGACAGAACAAAAGGCAAUAGAACCAGGAAAGAAACAUAAGAAAAAGAGCAAGCGACAAAGAUAUGAGAAAUGAAAUGCAGAAGAAAAUUGAUUUUUCUAAAUACAGGAUAAUAAUAUA
This is a messenger RNA of Pneumocystis carinii B80, 448 nucleotides long. RefSeq lists its product as hypothetical. Gene Ontology annotation, biological process: SRP-dependent cotranslational protein targeting to membrane. The transcript has 3 exons. Bases 47 to 403 code for a protein of 118 amino acids. Gene Ontology annotation, cellular component: signal recognition particle, endoplasmic reticulum targeting. NCBI's taxonomy places the organism in Eukaryota, Fungi, Ascomycota, Pneumocystomycetes, Pneumocystales, Pneumocystaceae. Gene Ontology annotation, molecular function: 7S RNA binding. The record is from RefSeq and is a predicted model, not a curated record.